Messenger RNA from Daphnia magna, 1532 nucleotides. Its product is annotated as transcription factor IIIA. The transcript is spliced from 8 exons. Gene Ontology annotation, cellular component: nucleus. NCBI's taxonomy places the organism in Eukaryota, Metazoa, Arthropoda, Branchiopoda, Diplostraca, Daphniidae. Gene Ontology annotation, biological process: regulation of transcription by RNA polymerase II. The record is from RefSeq and is a predicted model, not a curated record. The coding region runs from base 277 to 1374 and encodes 365 amino acids.
UGGUGGAAAUCCCGCUUGUCCGUUCUCGUAAGCUUUGUUAUUACCUGUUAGCACAUGGUUAUGAAGUAGGCUAAAAGCAGUGAGUUACAAGUUACAUGCCGGCAAUUUCCAUAAUUUUCAGCUGUUCGUUUUGCAGUUUUGGUAAAGUUUCAAUAUCGAAGAGACGGUGAACACCUUUGCACAUGGCCGUUGUUUAUGCCCUCUGAUAUUAUUUAUCAAAGCGUGAAUAAUCAAAUACUAUUUGGCAAUUGAAUAAUCAAGUUUUUUGAUCAGCCAAUGCUGAUAGAUAAGCUUAGAUACAUGCAGACCACUUCAGAUAAAGUAAUGGAUAAAACUCAAAUAUCUAAUGAAAGGCAAUUUGUUGCUGAAGUAUCGGUGGAACCAAAGGGAAAUCUGACACCAGGAAAUAAACGUUAUCAUUGUACACAUGAAGGCUGCACAGCUGCUUUUGGUAAACCAUCAAGACUUGUGCAGCAUGAGAGAAUUCAUUCUGGUGAUAGGCCAUUUAAAUGUCAGCAGUGUGACCAAAGUUAUACAAGGGCAUUUCACCUAAAAAGACAUGUUUCAACUGCACAUGAGCAGUUGGCUGUUCAGAUCUUCUUGUGCCCUGUAGAAACCUGUAGAAAACAGUUUGUUUCAAGACAGAAAAUGGAGCUACACCACCAGAGUGUUCAUUCUGCACAUGCUCUUAAAUGUCCAUCAUGUGAAAAAACCUUUAAGAAGAACCAACAAUUGAAGAUCCAUCAAUAUCAGCACACAGGAAUUUUACCCUACCAGUCAUUGUCUUCCCAUAGAUGUGAAUAUGAAGGGUGUGGCAAACACUUUCUGUUGCCUAGUAGACUGAGAGCCCAUGCAAAAACCCAUAAGGGAUAUGUUUGUGAUGCAGAAGGAUGUGAUCAGCAUUUUCCUAUUUGGAGUGCAUUGAGAAAACAUAAACUUGAAGCCCAUGCCCAAAAACAUAUUUGCACAAUUUGUAAUUCAACAUUCAAAAGACCUGGUUUCUUGAAAUCACACCAGAAAAUGCAUCAAGCAACAAGAGAAGUUUUUCAUUGCCCUUUCGAAAGCUGUUUAAGGAAGUUCUAUUAUAAAAAUAAUCUCAAAUCUCAUAUUGAUAAUUACCACAAUCCUGGUCAGUUUCAAUGUAAACAAGAAGGAUGCGGCAAAGUCUUCAUUAGAAAGGCUAGUCUGGUAUCGCACGCUGCACGACACAAAUUGCCUACUGCAGGCACUAAAAGCGAGGAUACACGAGUGAUUCGUAAAUCUCCGAAAGUCCGUAGCGACAAAGGCCAGCCGAAGAAAGCCAUGGCUGCAAUCCUUUCAGGGCAAAAAAUUUCGAAUUCUGAAAGUAAGCUUGUUAUGAGAAGCUUGGAAUAGUACAACUACAAAGCUGGUUGAGAUUAUUUUACAUAUAAUGGAAGUCUCACGUAAAACAUAGUUUACUUUACUCAUCAGUGUGUCCCUACCGAGCUUCGCGCAUUGUUCAGCUGUUGUUUAUGUUUCAGUGGUAAUAAAUCGACAUUUGUACACAGAAA